Cyprinodon variegatus (sheepshead minnow) is the source of this 2262-nucleotide messenger RNA. RefSeq names its product family with sequence similarity 118 member B (gene siral1). The coding region runs from base 463 to 1524 and encodes 353 amino acids. NCBI's taxonomy places the organism in Eukaryota, Metazoa, Chordata, Actinopteri, Cyprinodontiformes, Cyprinodontidae. The transcript is spliced from 7 exons. The record is from RefSeq and is a predicted model, not a curated record.
CGUUAGACACCACACAGACAGGAGAGGAGCUGAGGGCGACUUUAACUGGAGAUACACAACGGUUCCCAUUAGGGAGAAGAAAAAACAUGUUUUAGUUGGAAACAAUGAAAUAGACGCGAGUAGUUACCGUCAGAAUGACCAGCAGCGGCGGAAUAAUUAACGUUUGACAACUUUGGAUUUUUUUUUCUUACUUUAAAACGAUAACAAUCUCACAAGAUAAAACAGCACUGCCUCCCUAACGCCGACCUUUAUUUUUUAAGACUGUGGCGACUAUUCAUCGGGUUCAAAUCAAGACCUUUAAAAGGGAAGAAAAACAAAAAACGCCACGAAGGCUGAUCGAUUCCUGAACUGCUUAAAGUGGAUCAAAUUCAACCUUCACUGUUUUUCAUCUGAGCUUUAAUUAAAAGAACCAAAACAUCCGAACUGAGGCGAACACUGGAGUCACCUGGUGCAAGGAGCUGAAUGGCCUCUGUUGUAGCAGUGAAAACUGAGAAGCGACCUGCAGCUGAUUCUCAGGAUGCAGAGUCAAAUGCUAAGAAGCCCAGGAAAUUGCUGCCCAGCCUAAAGACCAAGCGUGCCCCCGAGCUUGUCCUGGUGAUUGGCACGGGGGUGAGCUCUGCAGUAGCUCCCCAGGUUCCUGCUCUCCGCUCAUGGAAAGGGCUCAUCCAGGCCCUGCUUGAUGCAGCCAACGACUUCGACCUGCUGGAGGAGGAAGAGAGCCGGCGUUUCCAGAAGCACAUGCAGGAGGAUAAGAAUUUGGUGCAUGUGGCCCAUGACCUCAUUCAGAAACUGUCUCCGAGGACAGGAAAUGUACGAUCCACGUUCUUCAAAGACUGUCUUUACGAGGUUUUUGAUGACUUGGAAAGCAAGAUGGAGCAUGCAGGGAAACACCUCCUGCAAUCUGUCCUGCAACUGAUGGAGAGUGGCGCACUGGUGCUUACCACCAACUUCGACAACCUGUUGGAGAUCUAUGCAGCCCACCAGGGAACCAAACUGGAGUCUUUAGACCUGACUGAUGAGAAGAAGGUGUUGGAGUGGGCUCAGGAGAAACGGAGGUUGAGUGUUCUGCAUAUCCACGGUGUUUACACUAACCCCUGCGGCAUUGUGCUGCACCCUGCUGGCUACCAGAAUGUACUGAGGAACACAGAGGUCAUGUGCGAGAUCCAGAAGUUGUACGAGACCAAAUCCUUCGUGUUUCUCGGCUGCGGACGCACCGUGGACGAUACAACCUUUCAGGCUCUAUUCCUGGAGGCGGUCAAACACAAGUCCGACCUGGAGCACUUCAUGCUCGUACGGCGGGAGGACGUGGGCGAGUUCAAGAAGCUACGUGACAACAUGCUGGACAAGGGCAUCAAGGUCAUAUCCUACGGCGACGAAUACGCGGACCUCCCUGAGUAUUUUGAGAGGCUGGCAAACGAGAUCUGCAACAGAGACGUGUCUACGAACGGCUGGGGGUCACCUUCCCAAAAUGCAGAGGAACAGCAGAAUGGCUUCAGUACACAGAAAAACCUCCUCCAGGGCUAGAAGGAGCAGGUGCAACGCCCUCACUGUGAGAAGCUGCCACAUUCAACAGACAUUUUUCGCAUAACUAAAAUUGGGACUGACUGCAUGGAAAGUGUCUUCGGGAGAAUCAGCUGUGACAGAAUGUUUUCAUUCUUGGUUUAAAUGAUCCCCGUCACCAGAGUUGGUAGAAAACAUGGGAUCUGUUUCUUCUUCAUCUUAAAGAGUCUAGUUCACUAAGUGCGAUUUAGUCUAUUCUAUUUGGUGAUUCUUGGGUGACCUAAAGAUAUUUGUAUAUCUCCGAUCCUUGUUUUUAUUUUAUUUGAAUGAGUUGAGUUAAAUCCAUCAAUGCCAAAACCAAAAACCUCAAAUGCCAUUUCCCAACACCAAAAUGCUUCAGAGAAACUAAACGCUGCUGCGUUAAACUCAGAGAACACAAUGUUCUCAAUUCAGACUGCACAAAAACUCACAGCUUUGUAUCCAAGCAGAUGAAAUGAAAGGCGAACUCCCAAACCUGGCGUUGAUAGAUUUAAUCCGUCACUCAGAACCCUGUUAGCAGAAUAAUUAAAGGAAGGGUUGGGCAGAAUAUAACUUUUCCCAAAACAUGACAGGUAAAUGAGUUGGUGUUAUGUUAAAAAGGUCAGGAGAGGGUUUUUUUUUUGUUUGUUUUUUCCAUAGCAGUUCUGCUCCCUUAUUGGAGCAAUCCCUAUGCUUUAAACAAAGUGUUCUUUGUAUGCUUUAUUGUAUUUUUAAAACCUGAAU